CUCUCUUUCCUGCCUUGCAUUGAUUCUGGGACCUGGCCCCGGGGCUGAACGGCACACACACACGCACACACGCACACAGAGAGCGUGCAUCAUGGCAGCUACCCACAGCGAGUACAGAGGCUACCUGCGGAACAGCGUCGACAUCGAGGCAGGGCAGCACCGCUUCCACCCGGUGCAGAGCUCGGAGCACACGUACCGGCCGCUCCUAAUCGGGACCCUCGCUGUUAUGGGAUUGCUUCAGGUGGCUUCCAGCGUGGCCAUCUUAUUGCACCUGACGGGUUACCUGCAAGAGGUAGAUUUGUCCUCAGCCCCACAUCGGCCAAUCGAGGAAGUACAGACGGAGCCGGUGCUGAACGCACUGAGAGACACAAGGAGAAAGGGGCGGUGCAAAACCUCCAAAGAGAGACUGCCAUCGGCUCAUCUCCCAAUCGGAGAGACCAAGGAGUACUCAAAGAAGGGUCUCACGAAGGCCGUCACCAUCGACUGGGACGAGGAGCACGGAUACCGCAACAGAAUGGGCUACCAGAGGGGCAAGCUGCUGGUGAUGGAGUCGGGUUUCUACUAUAUUUACGCCAAGACCUGCUUCCGCUACUACAGACCGGAGGAAAGCAGUUCGGCCGGGCUGCCACCGGUGGAUGUGAGCAACACCCAGCUCAUCCAGUAUAUCUACCACGAGAGCAUCAAACAGAACAGCAAGUCCGUGGUGCUGAUGAAGACGGGCAGCACCAUGCGCUGGAACAUCACGACCUAUAACAUGUACUGCGCCCAGCAGGGCCGAGGGGUCCGGCUGGACGAGGGGGACGCCUUGUACGUCAACGUGUCCAAUGCUUGGAUGCUGGACCCGGAGGGAGAAGGGACUUAUUUUGGUGCCAUAAAGUUGGGUAACUGAAAAUUUAAAAAAACACGUGGGGAGCGGACAUGCUACUGAACAUUCGAUAUGCCAAAGAACCACUGUUAGCGAUUUACCGCCUUGACUCGUCGACAACCACUUUUUUUUUUACAUCGCUCUUCACCAAAUCGCCGAGUCAAAUCUGAGAAAAAUAUCUUCUUGUCUUUUUUGAGGGGGGGGGAGAUGUCUGGUGUUGAGAAGCGUCGAUACAUUUCAGUUCAUAUCACAGCAUUUAGACUUAAGCACAGACAUGUGUUGCACUAAUUAAACAAAUCACAAGGGAGCAACUUCGGAAGCAAGUUAGUUUUUUGGAGGGGGGGGGGGGGAGUCCACAGUGCGCUGUAGCUGACGCAGCAUCCGCUUGUACCCACGGCAGUGAAGGCCACACGUGUUUUCCGGAAAAGGUUCGAUGGGCGUGAACGAGGCCGGUAAGCAACUCAACGGUAUGAUUGGAAACCGGCAGUUCGACGGUGAGUUAUAUCACCCUCAGCGUCUCCUAAAGAUUCACUUUGACUCCGACGUUGUUUCUUUAAGCAACAAAAGCAGCUUGAGAAGAAUGUGUGGUUGUGUGUGUGUGUGUGUGCGCGCUCCAAACACUCAACAAGCAUACCAGUUUUCUGUCAGAGCGGCCGGCUUCACAGAAGGCGACGACGCGACAAUAUCAUUUCAAACCGAGAGGGAAUGACAUCUGUCUGUUAUGUUGAUGACGACGGACACACGAUGCAGAUAGCUGGACUGUCUGAUCAUAAAUGACACGAAUAGACUCUUGUCUUCUUUAACCAGACGAACCGAAUUGAGUUUGGUUCGUCUUUAACUUAAAUGUUUUGUUUUUCAUUUGGCUCUUCAGUGAGGUAAAUGGGAAUAUGCACUAAAUAUUUAUUUAUUAGCUAUAUUAGUACAGCGACGGGUCAUUGUUGAAGUGACCUUUCGGCUGUAGAAACAAUCAUUCAUAUUUUAUCUCUGUGUGACAUUCAUUUUGCAGCACUUAGAGAGGAUAUAGUAGACACGCUUUUUUUGUAAUAAAAACACAGGGGCUUCAUUUUAAAUUCCAUAUUUAUGUAUCUUGAUUUUGACAAUUCUGUGUGCACUUGCCUAGCCAAAAGCAAUAUGGAUAUAUUGUUUAUUCUACAAGAUUGUACUUUACCUGUAAGAUCUUCAUCUGAUAGAUUAAUUUUUCCAUUCAGUAUUUUAUUUUUUAUUUAUGUCUGUGUAUGUUUUAAUAAUAAUAAAAAAACCUACUUUUGUAA
This is a messenger RNA of Pseudoliparis swirei, 2136 nucleotides long. RefSeq names its product TNF superfamily member 11 (gene tnfsf11). The transcript has 4 exons. Bases 92 to 889 code for a protein of 265 amino acids. Gene Ontology annotation, molecular function: tumor necrosis factor receptor binding. The record is from RefSeq and is a predicted model, not a curated record. Gene Ontology annotation, cellular component: membrane. Lineage: Eukaryota; Metazoa; Chordata; Actinopteri; Perciformes; Liparidae. Gene Ontology annotation, biological process: immune response.